Molecule: messenger RNA, 1570 nt
Organism: Neoarius graeffei (lesser salmon catfish)
Lineage: Eukaryota; Metazoa; Chordata; Actinopteri; Siluriformes; Ariidae
Gene: xbp1
Product: X-box binding protein 1
Cellular component (GO): nucleus
Molecular function (GO): RNA polymerase II transcription regulatory region sequence-specific DNA binding; DNA-binding transcription factor activity, RNA polymerase II-specific
Source: RefSeq, a predicted model, not a curated record
GCCAAGUAACCCCAGCCGGCAUUUUCUGUGCAGCCGGAAGAGGAGUCGGAGCCGCGAGGAAGAGAUUUACCGCAGAUAUCUCUUCCGCUUUUCUUUUUUUAAAAACAUUAAACUAGCUUUACUCGGGUCUUCUGACUCCUGAGAAAAGACCCACGAUGGUUGUGGUGACCGCAGGCCCUGGAGGAGCCCAUAAAGUGCUCCUCAUUUCUUCCUCCUCACACUCCGGGGACUCCCACGCCGCUGCGCCUCCUUUACGGAAAAGGCAGAGACUCACACAUCUGAGUCCUGAGGAAAAAGCACUAAGGAGGAAAUUGAAGAACCGAGUUGCAGCACAGACAGCAAGAGACAGAAAAAAGGCCAAAAUGGGAGAACUGGAGCAGCAAGUCCUGGAACUUGAGCAUGAAAAUCAGAAACUCCAUGUGGAGAACCAGAUGUUGAGAGAGAGGACGAGUGAUCUCAUGAGUGAGAAUGAGGAGCUGAGACAGAGGCUGGGGUUGGACACUCUGGUCAGGAAAGAGAAGGUGUCUGAGUCCGGAGCAAGCGAUUUGGUUUUGCUGAACGGGUCUUCUGAGUGCAGUACUCAGGCUACGUGUGCCUCCGCAGCAGGUGCAGGCCCAGCAGUCAUCAAAGCUGAAGAGUUCGCCCUGGAUCCUCACACUCCUGGCACUGCAGACUCUGAGUCUGAUCUCUUGCUUGGCAUUCUGGACAUCAUUGAACCAGAGCUGUUCCUCAAAGAAGCUCAGGAGCCAGACCCUGCUCAGCAGCUCCUGCUGGUCAGAUCAGCCCCAGGUUCACUAUCUGCCCCCUCACCUGGAGCUGUGGGGGCCACACCAGUUAAGCUGGAAGCCCUUAAUGAACUGAUCCAGUUCGACCACAUUUACACCAAACCAGUGGAGGAGGAUGAGGGCACAUGUGAUGUUAACGUUGCAGACAAGCAGGACACCAUGGUCUUCACUUCAGAAGAUGAAGUGGAGGUGGAAGUUGAAACAGUGUCCAUCAAAGAUGAGCCAGAGGAAGUGGUCAUCCCUGUGACGGAAAGCGACUCGAUUGGAGUUUAUGACUUCCUGUCUGAGGCGGCCUCUUCCUUCGGAGGCUAUGACAAGGUGGCGCACCUGAUGUCCGAUACGUACAGUGACUCUGGAUAUGAAAGAUCCCCUUCCCCUUUCAGUGACCUGUCGUCCCCGCUUUGCUCAGACGGCUCCUGGGAAGACAUGUUCACUAAUGAACUCUUUCCGCAACUCAUUAGCGUCUAAACAAACAAAAGUUGGUUAAGUGUAAUCCAAAUGUACAAUGUGAUCAAUAUAUGCUUCAGUACCCUUUUCUAAAUCCAUCUGAUACCAAAAUAACUUCUGGAAAAUGGAUAUUGAGCUUCAAGAGUAGCAAUUGGAUGAAUCUAAGAUUCAUGUUCAGUAUUUUUGUCUGAAGGGAGUUCAUUGGGGAAGAUUUUCAUUUUAAAGAUGUAUUUAUUUGUACUUUAUUCCAGAGUUCUGUAUUGUAGUUGUCUGUCUGCUUUAAUAUUGUAUAUUUUAGUGUCCUCAAAUCCUACUGCAUUAAAAAAAAUUAUGCACCA